Enterospora canceri is the source of this 501-nucleotide messenger RNA. NCBI's taxonomy places the organism in Eukaryota, Fungi, Microsporidia, Enterocytozoonidae. The record is from the annotation of a GenBank genome assembly.
AUGAAAUAUAUUGCAGGUUUUCAGAAAGAAAUGAGUCAAAGAUUACUGAUUCACACGGUGAUCUUCAUACUGAAAAAUACAAUAAUAUUCAUGUUACAUCUACCAGUCAAGAAAACCAAUACGAGAUCAGUUAAAAUAUUCGUUGUGAACAAGCUGAGCAAAUUGAUGAUGUUUAAUAUGAUGGCAUUGGCAGUGUUUGUCUAUGCAAUGAGCAAUGUUGAUGUGCAAAUAUACUAUACCGCAUUCAUUGCACUGAUAUUCUUCUAUCCAAUGGCAGUAUUUACUGGAAUCAAGAUACUGGUGAUAUUUAGACAGUUUGAUCUGACAGUGCAUUACGAAUUAGUUGCAAUGAUUUUAUUUCUCAUGUUAUUUGAGGUGAUAAUUACCAUUGAUUUCCAUCAAAAAAUUGGAUUUAUAUCAACAUCGCUGAUAUCAGCCUACACCAGUGAAGCACAACUUGUUGAAGCAUAUCAGAAAAGACAGCAACUCCAUGGACUCUGA